AUGCAGGCUGGAACAACAGCCAACCGCUCACCAUCUAAUCAUAGAACGGUUGGGUUGGAAGGGACCUUACAGCCCACCAAGUUCCAACUCCAUGCUGUGGGCUGGAUGCCCCCCACCAGGUCAGACUCCCAGGGCCCCAUCCAGCCCGGCCCUGAGCACCUGCAGGGAUGGGACAGCCACACUUCUAUGGGCAGCAACGUCAGGGCUGAGGUGCAGUCUCACCAGAGCCGAGUACAAGCGAUGGUCAUAUCAAGACGCACGAGGCCAAGCGCACUGCAGGGCGGCAGAGGCAAUGACAGCGCAGCUCCAUCUCCAGCCGCUGCCCUGCCCUUGGCUCGCCCCGGCUCUCGCCCAGGUGCCACUCCUCAGCCGGGGUUCCCCCCGCCCAGCACUCGCUCCCUCCCCGCCCUCCCUCCCACGGAGCUCUGUGCUCACAGCUGUGCAGCCCCAGCCAUGGCAGCGGGUGGGUGCCGCUGGCGCAGCUGCCUGGAGGUGGUCGCGUCCCGCCAGGGGCAGCGGGUGCAGCAUUUCCAGCAAGCCGAGGACAUCCUGCUGACCUUGCUGGAGCACGUCCACGCCGAAGAGCCCCGCUUCCUGGUGGACUACUCCAGGAACCUGGAAGCCUUCGAGUUUGUGCUGUGCGCCUCCGAGGAUGCCGUCGUGGUGGAGGUGCCGCUGCGCAUCGAUGGGGAUGCCCUGCAGGUGCGGCCGUGCCAGCCCACGGACACCGGGAGCAUGGGACACGGGCACCUGGGUGCCUGCAGCCUCGAGGUGCCCCCUGCAGUGACUGGAGUGGGGGACUGGACCAGCAUGGGCACCACGGGUGGGAUGGAGCAGGUACGGUGCCUGGCACCGGGCAAAGUCCUGCAGCGCCUGAAAGAGCUCCUUGUGUCAGCCAUUGUGCAGUGCCAGCGCUGCUCCCUCCUGAAGCCAGGUGACCUCAGUGCUGAAAAUCUGAAGGAAGAUGCCAUGGAGCUGUCCCUGUUGGUGCGUGGUGGCUGGAGAACCAUCCGCUUUGAUGUGGUCCCGGUGGUCAGGAGGCUGCAGGAGACCCCAGGGCUGGAUGGGAGGCAGCACGACCGCGGCUUCCCCGAGGGCACCAUCCAAAAGGCCACCAGCGAUGCUCACUUUGUCCCAGCCUCCAAACACUGCUGGAGGCUCUCUACCCACCUCCCCAUCCUGAAGCUUCUCUGGGCCGUGGACACACUGCAAGGACCCCGGCUAGACAGCAUGCGCCUGCUGGAGCAGCUCCGCAGCCAAGACUGGAGGGAGGAGGACGGGAGGGAUGGUCUCACCUUCAACCACCUGAAGAUGGUGCUGCUGUGGAGCACGGAGCUGUUUCCCUCUCCUGAGGAUUGGCAGGACCUGGAGGGCUCUGUCUACAGGCUGCUGGUGGUCCUCCUGCGCUGCCUGGCCACACAGCGCCUGCCCCACUUCCUGCACCCGGAGCAGAACCUUUUCCAGGGGGAUCCACACCACCUGGCCUCGCUCUACCCCAAGGUGGAGGCCUUUGCAUGGGACCCUGCACGCUUCCUCCGCUUCCACUUUGGCCUCCCGACGCGUGCCGAUGGCGUGCAGGCAGACCCAGCCCUCCGAGCCCUCCUGCAGCUCCCUGCCAAGGAUGGGGCAUACUGGGACACGGCCUAUUUUGACAUCCUGCUCAGCCAGCUGCAGGUGUACCGCAUCCAGGAUGCCACGCGCUGCUCAGCCAUGUCCCAGCUCCUCACCAAGCUCCGCAGAGACAUCCCACUGCAGGGCUGA
This is a messenger RNA of Centrocercus urophasianus (Greater sage-grouse), 1761 nucleotides long. RefSeq names its product mab-21 like 4 (gene MAB21L4). The record is from RefSeq and is a predicted model, not a curated record. NCBI's taxonomy places the organism in Eukaryota, Metazoa, Chordata, Aves, Galliformes, Phasianidae. The transcript has 6 exons. Bases 1 to 1761 code for a protein of 586 amino acids.